This is a messenger RNA of Acipenser ruthenus (sterlet), 2103 nucleotides long. RefSeq names its product negative elongation factor E-like. The transcript is spliced from 10 exons. Gene Ontology annotation, cellular component: NELF complex. The record is from RefSeq and is a predicted model, not a curated record. The coding region runs from base 474 to 1472 and encodes 332 amino acids. Gene Ontology annotation, biological process: negative regulation of transcription elongation by RNA polymerase II. Gene Ontology annotation, molecular function: RNA binding. NCBI's taxonomy places the organism in Eukaryota, Metazoa, Chordata, Actinopteri, Acipenseriformes, Acipenseridae.
GUGAUUAUAUUUUUAUUUUUUUUAUUUUACAAGGACGUCACUUGAAAUGACUAAACAUCAACAACACAUUCCACACCGUCCAGUUCAAAAUAUUACAGCGAGUUUAUUAAACACAUUAAAACAUUAUUUACUUUGCUUGAUAUAGAAAGGUAACUAAAACAAAAAAAACAAAGCAUUGUUACUAGGCAGAUUAACUCCCCUUUUUUCCGUUUUCUGAACACAUAAAUCCUUUCCGUCAACUUUUCGCGCACACAUAAUGACGUCACAUUCCGGGGCUCGUUUUUUGUCUUCAAUGAGAGUUGAUAAACAAUAACAGACAGGUACGUUGCCUGUGUUUUUAAAUUAACUUGACCAGCGAAUGUACAUCUAGGUGCAGACGUACAUUUAAUUUAAUUAACAAAAUAGUGUUUAUUGCAGAAUGGUUUUGUUUCCAACGAGUCUAACCGACGAAGAGGAAUCGCUGCAGAAAAAAUAUGCCAAGCUCAAAAAGAAAUAAAACCAGAAAUGGGUCAGACUGCUCUGCAAUGGGAGUCGUAUUUCCAUCCCUGCUUUAUUGUUGUGGUGUUUUAUCACAGAAAAAGGCGCUGAUGGCUUUAAAGAAACAGAGCUCGACCAGUCAGGCCACGCAGGGAGGGCUGAAGAGAACACUUUCAGACCAGCCGACUGUGGACACAGCCACAGCAACAGAGCAGGCGAAGAUGUUAAUAAAGACCGGAGCCAUAAGUGCAAUCAAAGCAGAGAACAAGAACUCAGGGUUCAAGCGCUCUCGCACCCUGGAGGGUAAACUCAAGGACCCAGAGAAAGGCCCAGUGCCAACCUUUCAGCCUUUUCAACGUAGCGUGUCUGCUGACGAGGAGAGCUCUGAGUCUUCAAAGCGUCCCCAGAGAAAAAUGCUGUAUGAGAGUUUUGUCAGCUCAGGCGCUCGCACACUUGGAGACUCUGACAGGGAGAGUGGGGAUGGAGUGCUACAGAACACAGGAGAGAGGGACCGAGAGCUGGAUCGAGAUAGGGACCGGGACAGGGACAGGGACAGGGACAGAGGGAGAGGGGACAGGGACCGGGAGAGAGACAGAGAGAGAGACGCACCAUUCAGACGCUCGGACUCGUUCCCGGAUCGGCGCCCCCCUCGGAAGGGGAACACGCUGUAUGUGUACGGAGUGGGGAUGAGCGAUGAGAGCCUGAGAGCAGCCUUCUCUGUGUGCGGCAACAUCAUAGACCUGUCCAUGGACCCUCAGAGGAACUGUGCUUUCAUCACCUUUGAGAAGAUGGAGUCAGCUGACCAGGCCAUCGCAGAGCUGAAUGGCAGGUGUGUCGGUGAUGUGAUUUUGAAAGUUAGUAUCGCUCGUAAGCAGCCCAUGCUGGAAGCUGCAACAGGGACGUCUGUCUGGGCCCCUCUAGCGGUUCAGAACAGUGCUAAAGGAUCCCACAGAGACAAGAGGAACCAGAUUGUGUACAACGAAGAUCUCUUCUGAGUCUCAAGACAAACAUUUACAUUGCAGUUCACUUUAUUUUUCUGCGUUUCCCCUGCACGAGAGUCAGAGAGAGAGCGAGACAGACCCUCCCCCCUUUCAGUCUCUCUGUGGCCUCAAACUGUUGCGGUGCGUGUGUUUUUGUGUGAUGCGGAUUACACUGCAAGUCCACUGUCUGUUCUUCUUGGGGCUAGGCAUUUGAGACCACUGACCUACCAAAUGUAUUUCACUUGUGACCUGAGCAAAAGUCUUGUGAAUUACAUUAAACCAUUAGCCCCACAGGAUUUUCACCUUCAGAGAAAGCCAAUAAGCAUGAAUGAGAGGCUGGUGAAACUGCUUGCUGUCUAUCUAUCUCUCUGUCUGUGCUAUCAAGCCCUACCGAGAUGGGAGGAUAGUCUACCGAAUUACCCGCUGCCCCACCUAGACCCCCCAGAUUGGAACCCAUGCCUAAAAGGUGAAAGGCAGGAAUGAAAGGCUUUUGAAUCCCCCUCCCCCUUUGAAAUUGUAUUGUGCAACUUUUUAUAGAGGGUAAAAAGGUCCCAAAUUCGCACUGGGGAAAAAAUUACAUUUAAACUAAUAUCAGUUAAGUGUGGCAUUCCAAUUCAAUAGACAAUAAAAUAAACAUUCAAAUAAA